This is a messenger RNA of Fonsecaea monophora, 834 nucleotides long. RefSeq lists its product as hypothetical. The record is from RefSeq and is a predicted model, not a curated record. The transcript is spliced from 2 exons. NCBI's taxonomy places the organism in Eukaryota, Fungi, Ascomycota, Eurotiomycetes, Chaetothyriales, Herpotrichiellaceae. Bases 1 to 834 code for a protein of 277 amino acids.
AUGGCGGCACCACCAGCAAUGACUUCAAGCAGCCACGCUCGCGCCCCCGUCAUCAAGGUGAUUGCAGGCGAAGACGAGAUCUUUGGUGAGGAAGACGCAGACGUCCCACUCAAUGUCUUCCACGUCAGCAAGUCGCUCUUGUUGGAGAACUCAAAGUACUUUGCCAUCAUCCUCGAUUCCUCUCCUGAUCGCACCACGGUCCGUCUCCCCACCAGCGACCACGACGUCCUCGCCGACUGGCUCGACCUGAUCUACCAAGGCGGCCUGACCAAAUCCGGCAACCACCCCCAGCCUCUGGCCUUCAAGGAUGUGCAGCGCUACUUCAAGUUCGCAGACCUGGUCGGCUCCGAGAAGCUCCGCAACACAAUCAUGGAUUCGAUGCAGGACGUUCCCAUGAGCCACUGGGAUCUGAAGUCCUUGUGCACUUUGGACGCAGAGUAUUCCUCCGACCUCGGGGUCUUGCAGGACUACGUCCUCGAUUGUCUGGCAUACAAGAUCGUCGUCGGGGGCUGGGCCGAGUUCACCGGGUCAGACCGUGACAGCGAAGGGAGUACCUGGCGCGACUUCGUCAGCGAGACGGCCAACACCGGGUUGCUGAAUCAACUGUUGUUGAGGGUAGACAAGCUGAACGAAGAGAAUCAUCACCACCACCUUGUGGCCCCGAUGGCACAGAGGGACUGCAAGUGGCACGAACAUGUGAGCGACGACACAAAGGCCAAAUGUCCACGAAAUACCACGCCGGGGUGGAAACCCUUGGCUGCAUACAACGGUCUCAAGAACGGGCAUGGCUCAUCGCUCAGCACAUUUUUGGGGCCUCGCGAAGGACUGUUUUAG